UUUAAAUUGUGGAGGAAAAGCAUAAGUGAGAGGUAGCUUAAAUGCAAACUUGUAGAUGUACUAGAACUGAGGGGGUUAAUGGAGAAUUGUUGGAUGCUAAAGGGUUAACAAAAACCCGCGAUUCCUCACUUGUCAGAUGCAAAGGAGGAGGAACUGAGCGAUUCCACCACCAACACUUUUGUCUUUUUGGACUUUUACAUUUAACCAACGGAAUGAAAUUUUUGGUGAGCUUUGGCCUGGUUUUAACUGUCGUUUUAUGCAUUCUUGAGGCUAUUUGGUUUAGGCGUGCUCUCUGUGUGAUGAUCGUCCCUUUUGGUAUUUCUUGUUACGAUUUGUAAAUAAUCCGUUGAAUUUUCAGGUGUGGUUGUUUUGUCAUCUAUUGCCAUAUUCAGGCAUAAACCCUCUUUCCUUUGGCCGAUCAUAGGA
This is a messenger RNA of Meloidogyne enterolobii, 426 nucleotides long. The record is from the annotation of a GenBank genome assembly. NCBI's taxonomy places the organism in Eukaryota, Metazoa, Nematoda, Chromadorea, Rhabditida, Meloidogynidae.